UGCCUUUGAAAAAAAUAAAAGGCCAUAAGUUAGUUUGGUAGGACUUUUGGGCCUUUUGAAAUAUUAGUCAACUAGUUCAAGUGUAUGAGAGGAUAGAAUCGCGUGCUAGAAAAUGAUACAUUGAUUAGUUAAAUAAAGUGUUGAUUUCAAUUUUAUUCUUGAGAAUCUUGUCUCGAAGCUUCAUGGGUGGAAAUUAAAAAUUCUGUCAAAAGCCGGUCAUGCUACGUUAAUUAAGUCAGCUGGACUUGCUUUGUCGAUAUACACAAUGCAAACUACCAUGCUUUCUAAAAAGCUGGCCUAAAAAAUUGAUGGUAUGAUUAGGGAUUUUUGGUGGACUCCAAAUAAGGUAACCGAGGUAUUUCUUGAAGGCGUGGGACCGUUUAUGCCUUCCGAAGUCCAGGGGCGACCUCAGUUUUCGUAAGUCCCUGGAGAUGAACCAUGCUUUGCUAGCGAAGUGGGGUUGGGCCCUCCUUAAUGAUGAGCAAUCGUUGUGUUGUAGAGUGUUGAAAGCCAAAUAUCUCAAAGGGAAACCUUUCUUGGAGGGUUCUUAUAAAAGUUCGGACUCUUAGUUCUGGAAGAAUGUGGUGAAAUCUAAAGACAUCAUGUUGAAAGGAGCGUGCAAAUUUAUCUCGGAUGGAUGACUGGGAUAUUCCCAAGCUCCAGACUCUUUUUGACUUGGGAACUGUUCGCGACAUCAUUAAAGGAGGAAAUCCUAGUGGGGUGGGAAGUGACAAAUGGGUUUGGACAAAGGAGCGGAAUGGGCUAUUCUCUACAAAGUCUGCUUAUUUAGUCCAAGCCAUGGAGAGGGCCCCUACCUGUGUAGUUGUGCCAGGCCUGUGGAAUAAACUUUGGAACUCUAAAGUUAUGGAGAGACAUAAGGUUCUCUGGUGGAGCAAUAUUUUGUCUGAUGCUCUGCUUGUCCGUGGCCUCCUGGCUAAAAGAAUUAUCAUCAAGGAGGUGUCAUGCCCUUUAUUCCCAUAUGUUGUAAUUUUGCAGCUCACAAUGUUGCUAGAUGGGCUUUUGCACUGAAUAUUUCAGGUAUAGUGGACCCCUCUUGUAUACCUAAAAUUAUUCUUUGCAAUGACCGAGAGGUCUAAUUUUUCAUUAUCAAUGAACACUUUAUUUUCAAAAAAAAAAUUAGUUAAAUAAAGUAGAAUUUAUAGAUUUUAAAAUUUUAUUUGAUAAAUAUGAUAUUUGUGGUAUAGUUCUUUCAAAUGAAAGAUCUCCAAAAGUUGUUAUGUUUAUAGAAAGUUAGAUGAUAUUCUGAAGGACGUUCCUGAAAGUCUAACUUGACCAUCUAGAAGAAGUUUUGUGGAAUGAUAGAUAUAAUUCGGAAGGGCAUUCUCAGAUGCUUAUCAUGUCCACCUGGAAGGAGUCUUCAAGAAUAGUCUUUCACUGGAAAGGAGUUCCAGAUGGCUAACUGUACUCUCUUGGAAGGGAGUCCUAGAUAAUCGAGUCCAACUAUCUCUAUUCCUAUCCAGGAAGAUCCUUCAGCGUGUUCUUCAGUUCAUAGUCUCAGAAUUGGUUGCUUCAUUCGGGAGAACUAUAACUUAAGCUAACGUGGAGAUUCUUCUAUGAUGAGUUUGUUAAGUUUGUUAAGUCGUAACAAACUUAACAACUUAGCACUUAUAGCCACUGGCACUUAUCAUUUUGAGUAAGAACGAAAUCAGACGAGUUUUGAGAGGUGAUCUUGAGAGAGAAAGACUGAGAGGUAGAGAGAAAGUGGUAUAGAGAAAAGAGAGAUAUUGAGAUUGGAUUUUGUAUGAAGAAUCUUCUGUAGAUAAAGAAGAUUCUUGGGUAAGAGUGUGAGAGAUAAACUGUUUACCGAGUUUUUCGGAAACCGAAUAUAUUUUGUGCUUAAAGAACGUUAAAGAUAAUAAAUAAUAAAUAGCCGUAUUUUUUACGAGGUUUAGGCGUUAAAGAUCCUUAGUCCACGAGUCUAUAGUAUUAGCCUCUCAAGGAAAAUAUUUAUGAGAUUACAAAAUACCACUUUUGCACUUUCAAUCAUUUAUCUAUUUUUCACAAAUACCACUUUUGCACUUUCAAUCGUAUAAAUGCCAAAAUUAUUUAUUUAAUAAUUAAAAUUAAUUAUCAAAUAAAAUUGUCAUUUAUAUUAUUUAUUAAUUAGACUCCAUAAAGUCUCUUAAUUAACAAAUAAACCCUAAAAUUUUAUUUCUUCACAAUCAAGCCAUAUCUUAGUGAAAAUUCAUAAACUAGACAUAGUCUAACUUUAGAAUUAUAAUUGAUUAAUUAAAAUCAAUUAACUGAGUCUUACAAGCAGUUUGUCUCAACUAGUAUGGGGACCAUGUGCCUAUAUAACCGAGCUUCCAAUAAGCAGAUCUAGAAUUUACCAAGUAAAUUCUCUAACUUAUUAAUUCCUCCUUGCACCACUAUAUAUUUGGAAUUGCACUCUCAAUUAUAUAAAACGCUCUAUAUGUUCCACGAUAUAGAUACGCUAUGAGAUUAUCCAUUUUCUAUUAUCUCAAUAAUUAAUGAUCCUCUAUAGAUGAUUUACAUUGAGUAGGGAUUAGUUUACCGUUACACCCUUCAAUGUAUCUUAUCCUUAAAAUACUUAGCUACCUAUAAAUGAUAUUCCA
This is a messenger RNA of Cannabis sativa, 2597 nucleotides long. RefSeq lists its product as uncharacterized. The record is from RefSeq and is a predicted model, not a curated record. The coding region runs from base 634 to 1029 and encodes 131 amino acids. Lineage: Eukaryota; Viridiplantae; Streptophyta; Magnoliopsida; Rosales; Cannabaceae. The transcript is spliced from 2 exons.